GAUGCAGCACGCGGCGCUCGUGUUCAUCCUAGGGGUCUUUCUUUGUUCCGUGACGUAAAUUCCCGGAACACGAGACGCGUCUACUUCCGCUUUAAGCGUAAACCCAAGCGAGUUGAUUCAGCCACAUUUUAUACACUGUACUCUAAAGAGAAAUCUCUCCACCAUGGCGCUGGAGUCCAGGAUCACCCAGGAGGAGAUCAGGAAGGAGCCGGAGAAGAGCAUCGACCGGGAGAAGACGUGCCCGCUGCUCCUCAGAGUCUUCACCACCAACAGCGGCCGACACCACCGGGGCGACGAGUUCGCCCGAGGCAACGUCCCCGCUAGCGAGCUGCAGGUCUACACCUGGAUGGACGCCACCCUGAAGGAGCUGUCUGGGCUGGUGAAGGAGGUGUACCCCGAGGCCCGCAGGAAGGGCACCACCUUCAGCUUCGCCAUUGUGUACCCGGAUCAGAUGAGGCUGGGAUACAGGGUUAAAGACGUGGGCAGCACGGUCGCGGGCCGUAAGGGGGCCGAGGACCUGAUGUCGCUGCAGUCCCAGAGGUUCCAGAUCGGAGACUACCUGGACAUCGUCAUCACCCCCCCCAACAGACCGCCCCCCGCCAACCCCCGCAUGAGACCCUUCUGAACCCCCCCACCUGUGUGUGUGUGUGUGUGUGAUGAACACACAAAGCACAACACGACGCGACACAGUAACCCGUCGGGUUUUUAACGUUUCCACCGCUGCCGUCGACAGCGUUGCUUUCUUCAGGUUCUUCUAUGAUGUUUUAUAAGAUGUGAUAUGAAUAAACAUUUUUUUGUUACUAA
Molecule: messenger RNA, 804 nt
Organism: Gadus macrocephalus (Pacific cod)
Lineage: Eukaryota; Metazoa; Chordata; Actinopteri; Gadiformes; Gadidae
Product: histone deacetylase complex subunit SAP18-like
Exons: 4
Coding region: 164-625 (153 amino acids)
Biological process (GO): negative regulation of DNA-templated transcription
Cellular component (GO): nucleus
Molecular function (GO): transcription corepressor activity; transcription factor binding
Source: RefSeq, a predicted model, not a curated record